This is a messenger RNA of Rotaria sp. Silwood2, 420 nucleotides long. Lineage: Eukaryota; Metazoa; Rotifera; Eurotatoria; Philodinida; Philodinidae. The record is from the annotation of a GenBank genome assembly.
AUGCCCAAACGUGGUUCUUCGACAUCUGGCACUGUCGCAGCUGUACCACGUAAAAAACAGAAAAAUGUUGAACUAAAAAAUGGUCACAACGAUGAAGAGCAAGAUGAAAAUCUACCACCAGAACAUAGUACUUAUUCGUCUCAAUUUUUUCAACAAAAUACUGAUUUACAUAAAAAUGCUGGUACUAUUCUUAGAGUUAGUGUAAAAAAUUUUAUGUGUCAUACAUUCCUUGAAUUUGAUUUUAAUGAAAACCUUAAUAUGGUUAUUGGCAAUAACGGCAGUGGUAAAUCUGCAGUAAUGAAUGCAAUCACAUUGACUUUAGGUGGUCGUGCAACAAGUACAAGUCGUUGUUCGAAUAUCAGUCGUUUUAUCCAACAUGGCAAAGGGCAAAUAUUCGAAAUUCACUUUUUUAUUAAUUAG